This is a messenger RNA of Vigna umbellata (rice bean), 1057 nucleotides long. RefSeq lists its product as uncharacterized. Lineage: Eukaryota; Viridiplantae; Streptophyta; Magnoliopsida; Fabales; Fabaceae. The record is from RefSeq and is a predicted model, not a curated record.
AAAAACAAAUGUUUAGUUUGGAUUCAUUUUAAGGAAUUGAUUGUUAUGUGGGCUUUUACACUUUUUAUGUAAAAAAAAAAAAAAAAACUUAGAAAAAUGAGCUAAACUAACGUGUAAGGGAAUUCCAUUUAUGAAACUGAGUAAUUGGGUAUAGAAAGAUUAUUUUGGAUUUGUGUGUAUUGGGGUUUCAGCACAAGAUGUCUCUCCGAAUAAAGGCAGUGGUAGAUAAGUUUGUCCAAGAGUUGCAAGAAUCGUUGGAUGCUGAUAUUAAGGAUAGGAUCAUGAAGGAUAGAGAGAUGCAGAGUUACAUUGAAGAGCGUGAACGUGAGGUUUCGGAACGUGAGGCUGCUUGGAAGGCUGAUCUUUCUCGUCGUGAGGCUGAGAUUGCCCGACAAGAAGCAAGGCUGAAGAUGGAGAGAGACAAUCUGGAGAAAGAGAAAAGUGUGUUGAUGGGAACUGCGUCAAAUCAAGAUAACCAAGAUGGAGCUCUUGAAAUUACUGUAAGUGGUGAAAAAUACCGUUGCCUCAGAUUUGCCAAGGCAAAAAAAUAAGGCUUUGCUGCGGUGACAAAAAGGAAAUGUAUGAUCUUCACUUCUGCACCUCCCCUGGAAAAGGACUAGUGCUGCCGAGGAGCCCACACGAAAAGCCAAGCUCAAUUUAUGCACCUCUAGGAACAAUUAUUGAAAUCAAAACUGUUCAGUGGUGGUUUACAAUUCCUGUUGGGAUAGUGUUUUAUGACUUGAUUAAUUAUUUUAUUGAUUUUUUUCUGUGAUGAUGUUGAUGCUUUGCUUUGCUUAAAAUAAAAUUUUGGCUAUAUAAUUAAUUCUCAAAGGAUUGUACGCGAGAAGAUAUUGGUCUGAAGUAUCUAUUGAGAAAAAAUGACAAUCAGCCAAGAUAAUUUUGACAGCAGAUUUCAUGGUUUCUAAAAAGGAUUGCAGAGGAGAAAAAAAAAGACCCUAAUGCAUACUCUAUUUUGAUGGUGCGAAAGAAAUUUAGAGUACUAAAGAAAGGAAACGAAGGAAAUACAAAAGAAAAAAAAAGAGUGUGAAAAAUAAAA